GCUUCUCAGGGACCAUACGUUACAUCUCAAAACCAAAGAAGAAAGGGUGCGCAGACUAAUAUCCUGCGCCGCUCUUCCUCUCCCAACCCCCAACGCCUCCAAAUCCUCACAUACCCUGCCACUCUCGUAUCUCCUCUCUUUCUCUCAACAUUCCUCAUCUUCCCAAAAUGCCUUUGAAUCACGAUGGUCUCAAAAACUAAAACAAAAAUCAUCAUCACCGUCCAAACAAAACCAAAGAUGAUAAUGAAAUCCAACACUGCCGAGGCGGGCCCCUCUUCCCUCCCAUCUCCAUCCCUACCUUCUGCCGCUGCCAUCCCCGACCCGCCGCAGCCGCAAUCACUCUCCGCCGCAUCAUCAUCAUCCGCCAUCACCUCCGAAGAACCUGCUUCCACCUCAUCGUGCCGUGAAGGCGGCAGCGGCGGUGGUGGCAUCAGCAUCAGCAGCAGCAGCGGACAAGAAUCCAUCUCCGUCGACCGCCGCAACGAUCACUCGGCCGUUUGCCGCUGGACCGUCUUCCACUUCCCCAAGGUCAAGGCCCGUGCACUCUGGAGCCGCUACUUUGAUGUGGGCGGCUACGACUGUCGGCUUCUCGUCUACCCUAAAGGCGACUCCCAAGCCCUACCCGGCUAUUUCUCAAUCUACCUCCAAAUCAUGGACCCACGGACGGCCUCGUCCUCCUCAUCUUCAUCCAAAUGGGACUGCUUUGCCAGCUAUCGCCUCUCAAUCCUCAACCACCUUGAUGACUCCAAAUCCAUUCACCGUGAUUCCUGGCAUCGCUUCUCUGCCAAAAAGAAGUCCCACGGCUGGUGUGACUUCACCCCUUCCUCAACCAUCCUCGAUUCCAAGUCUGGUUUCCUCCUCAACGACUCCUCCCUUGUUAUCGCUGCUGACAUCCUUGUCCUCAAUGAAUCUGUUUCCUUCUCCCGCGACAAUGAGCUGCAGUCAUCAUCUUCAUCUCUUUCCUUGGGGCCCGCCCCUGACGUCUUGACAGGGAAAUUCACUUGGAAGGUCCAUAAUUUCAGUCUUUUCAAGGAGAUGAUCAAGACCCAGAAAAUAAUGAGCCCGGUCUUCCCCGCUGGUGAAUGCAAUCUACGCAUCAGUGUCUACCAGAGCUCAGUCAGCGGCAUCGAUUAUCUUUCCAUGUGCUUGGAGAGCAAGGACACCGAUAAGUCGUCGUCUGUAGUGCCCGACCGCAGCUGCUGGUGUCUCUUUCGAAUGUCUGUCUUGAAUCAGCAGCAUGGCCUCAACCAUAUGCACCGGGACUCGUAUGGGCGGUUCGCGGCUGACAACAAGAGUGGGGACAACACCAGUCUUGGGUGGAAUGAUUACAUGAAGAUGUCAGAUUUCAUGGGCCAGGAUGCAGGUUUUCUCGUGGACGAUACUGCUGUGUUCAGUGCUUCGUUCCAUGUUAUCAAGGAGUCGAAUAGCUUCUCAAAGAAUGCAGGGUUGGUUGGUGGGCGUGCUGGUGGUGGGCCGAGGAAGUCGGAUGGGCACCUAGGGAAGUUCACUUGGCGUAUUGAGAAUUUCACGAGGUUGAAGGAUCUUCUCAAGAAGAGGAAAAUUACAGGUCUUUGCGUGAAGAGCCGGAGGUUUCAAAUUGGUAAUCGGGACUGCCGCCUGAUUGUCUAUCCUAGAGGGCAGUCUCAACCACCAUGCCAUCUUUCGGUGUUUCUUGAAGUUACUGAUUCCCGUAAUACAACCAGCGAUUGGAGUUGUUUUGUGAGUCAUCGGUUGUCAGUGGUGAAUCAGAAGAUGGAGGAGAAAUCUGUUACGAAAGAGUCACAGAAUCGCUACUCCAAGGCUGCUAAAGACUGGGGAUGGCGGGAGUUUGUGACACUUACUAGUCUCUUUGAUCAGGACUCUGGGUUCCUCGUACAGGAUACUGUUGUGUUCUCAGCGGAGGUUCUUAUCUUGAAGGAGACAUCCAUCAUGCAAGAUUUUUCUGAUCAGGAGCUGGAUUCUUCGAGCAAUGGGGCUUCUCAAAUUGAUGGUGUUGCCAAAAGAGGUUCAUUUACUUGGAAGGUGGAGAACUUUUUGUCGUUCAAGGAAAUAAUGGAAACACGGAAGAUCUUUAGUAAAUUUUUUCAAGCAGGUGGAUGUGAGCUGCGGAUAGGUGUAUAUGAAUCAUUUGACACCAUAUGUAUUUACUUGGAAAGUGAUCAAUCGGUUGGAAGUGAUCCCGAUAAGAAUUAUUGGGUCAGAUACAGGAUGGCUGUAGUGAACCAGAAGAAUCCUGGAAAAACCGUGUGGAAGGAGUCAUCUAUCUGUACGAAGACGUGGAACAAUUCUGUUCUCCAAUUCAUGAAGGUGUCCGAUAUGCUUGAGGCAGAUGCAGGAUUUCUUGUACGUGACACGGUUGUAUUCGUUUGCGAAGUUAUUGAUUGCUGCCCAUGGUUUGAGUUUUCAGACCUUGAGGUUUUGGCCUCAGAGGACGAUCAGGAUGUGUUAUCAACUGACCCAGACGAGCUUAUUGAUUCUGAUGACAGUGAGGGUAUAAGUGGAGAUGAAGAAGAUAUCUUUAGAAAUCUUCUUGCUCGGGCAGGGUUUCACCUUACAUAUGGAGAUAACCCUUCACAGCCACAGGUCACUUUGAGGGAAAAGCUUCUUAUGGAUGCUGGUGCAAUAGCUGGCUUCCUAACUGGGCUUCGUCUUUAUCUUGAUGACCCUGCUAAAGUGAAGCGCUUGCUUCUUCCAACCAAGCUAUCUGGAGUUACAGGUGGGAAAAAAGAGGUCACAAGAAGUGAUACUACCUCCCCGAGUCUAAUGAAUUUGUUGAUGGGGGUUAAAGUGUUGCAGCAGGCAAUCAUUGAUUUGCUCUUAGAUAUAAUGGUUGAAUGUUGCCAACCUUCAGAAGGAAGAACUUGUGAUGAUUCUUCUAAUAUGAGCACAAAACCUUUUCCUGAUGUUAAUGGAGCUGUUAGUCCAUCAGACUCUAGCAGGCAAAACGGAGCAAUAGAUUCUGUGCAAUGUCCCAUAAAUCAGAGACUGGAUUCUGGAGUGGACGAAAGUAUCAAUGCAUACGCUGUACAAAGCUCAGAUCUGAAUCGUACAGAGAUAGCCGAAAAGGCUGUUCCUGGACAGCCUAUUUCUCCCCCAGAAACAUCUGCUGGGGAUCUUUCUGCAGAUGAUAGUUUCAUUCGAGCUCCCAAGACCAAGUGGCCAGAGCAAUCUGAGGAGCUAUUGGGAUUGAUUGUGAAUUCACUGAGAGCCCUAGAUGGUGCUGUUCCGCAAGGAUGUCCAGAGCCAAGACGAAAGCCUCAGUCGGCACAAAAGAUUGCUCUUGUACUGGAUAAAGCUCCAAAGCAUCUUCAGCCAGACCUAGUUGCUUUAGUACCAAAAUUGGUUGAUCAUUCGGAACAUCCACUUGCUGCUUGUGCUCUUCUUGAUCGUCUUCAGAAGCCAGACACAGAAUCUGCACUACGUCUACCUGUUCUCGGUGCACUUAGUCAGCUGGAGUUUGGGAGUGAAGUGUGGGAACGUGUCUUGUUUCAAGCUUUCAAACUUCUGACAGAUUCAAACGAUGAGCCACUUGCAGCAGCUAUGGGUUUUGUUUUCAAAGCAGCAUGCCAGUGCCAGCAUCUUCCUCAAGCAGUCAGUGCAGUCCGUGCUAGGCUGAAAAGUUUGGGUGCACAAGUGGCAGCUUGUGUGCUCGAUGUUCUGAGUAAAACUGUGAAUACUUGGGCUGAAGUUGCUGAAGCUCUUUUAAGAGAUGUUGAUUCUGAUUGUGGUCUUGGUGACAAUUGUGUAACGUCUUGUGCCCCCUUUUUGUAUAGUGAACAUGGACUUGGUGCUGAAAGGCUGAAUCUGGGCGAAGAGCAGUUCACAUCUGCAGCUCGCCAUAUGUCAGAUGUUUAUAUCCUGUUAGAGAUGAUAUCUAUACCUUCCCUUGCUGUUGAAGCAUCUCAAGUUUUUGAGAGAGCUGUUUCUAGAGGGAUUUUUGGGAUUCAAACAGUGGCCAUGGUCUUGGAAAGACGUCGUUCUCAGAGGUGGAAGAUUAUUUCGAGACCUGUUGCUGAUACAUCUCAGGAUAAAGAUAUACUUGUGGGUGAAAAAACAGAUGAGUCAUUGGCUGUCCAAGAAGAUGAUUUUAUUCCAGUUCUUGGUCUGGCUGAAGCACUGGCCCUCUCUAGGGACUACCGAGUGCAGGAGUUCGUGAGGAUGCUGUAUGCUAUAAUGUUCAAAAUGUAUCUUGAUGAUGGUUAUCGUGGAAGGAUGUUGAAAGGACUUGUUGACCGUGCCACCAGUUCCACCGAUAAUUGUCGUGAAGUAGAUUUAGAUUUGGAUGUUUUGGUAUUCCUAGUCCAUGAGGAAGAAGGGAUCACAAGACCAGUUCUGAGCAUGUUGCGGGAGGUUGCUGAACUUGCCAAUGUUGACCGUGCUGCGCUUUGGCAUCAGUUAUGUGCUAGUGAAGAUGAAAAUAUUCGUGCUCGCGAGGAAAGACAGAAUGAACUUUCGAAUAUUGCUAGAGAAAAAGGUCUUUUGUCUCAAAGGCUAGAAGAAUCAGAGGCAACCAUUAACCGUCUGAAGGCUGAGAUGAGGGCUGAGAUGGACCGCUUUGCUCGGGAAAAGAAGGAGCUCUCUGAACAGUUGCAUGAAGUUGAGAAUCAGCUUGAAUGGCUUCGAUCAGAACGAGAUGACGAAAUCGCAAAGCUCUCUGCUGACAAAAAAGUCCUUCAGGACUGUCUUCAUGAUGCAGAGACACAGCUUUCACAGUUAAAGUCUCGGAAACGCGAUGAACUGAAGAGAGUUGUGAAGGAGAAAAAUGCCCUUGCUGAAAGACUGAAGAACGCAGAAGCUGCACGGAAAAGAUUUGAUGAAGAGUUGAAACGCUAUGCCACAGAGACAAUGACUCGGGAGGAAGUCCGGCAAUCACUCGAGGAUGAAGUCCGGCGAUUGACAGAAACUGUUGGACAAACUGAAGGAGAAAAACGGGAGAAGGAAGAGCAGGUUGCUCGAUGUGAAGCAUACAUUGAUGGAAUGGAGGUGAAAUUGCAGGCCUGCCAGCAAUACAUCCAUACUCUCGAAGGUUCUCUUCAAGAGGAAAUGUCUCGCCAUGCUCCACUUUAUGGUGCUGGGUUGGAAUCGUUGUCGAUGAAGGAGCUGGAGACUCUGUCAUGCAUUCACGAGGAAGGGCUCAGACAGAUUCAUGCACUCCAACAACAACGCAAAGGAAGUGCCAAUUCUCUUGUGAGUGGCCAUACUCUCCCCCAUUCCCAUGGCAUGUACCCUACAGCAACCCCCAUUGCUGUUGGGCUGCCACCACCCAUCCCUAACGGCAUUGGGAUCCACAGCAAUGGGCAUAUGAAUGGUGCAGUGGGGCCUUGGUUCAAGCCUACCUGAAACAGAACUGAGAGGGUUCUGUAAUCCUUUGUAAGCGUUGAUGCCAUUCUCUCAUUUGUCUGGCCCUUGUUUUACCAAUAGCUGAGUAAUUCAUAUGAUGGUUUUCUUGGUUACUCCCCCCUUUUUCUGAGUCAUCUUGGCAUUUGUACUGGUAGAACCGUAGGAUUACCGCCGAUUUAAUGAAUGGUGUCAAAUAAAUAAGAGAAAGGAAAUACAUGAGGUUAUAAUUGUAAUAACCAAACACGGCAAGUGGAGCUAACAGUUGCAAAUGCCAUGGAGAAAGCUAUGCAAAUGGUGGGAUUUUGUUUUUCAUAGUUCUAAAUCGUUUUUACUGUUGCAAA
Messenger RNA from Magnolia sinica, 5681 nucleotides. RefSeq lists its product as uncharacterized. The record is from RefSeq and is a predicted model, not a curated record. The transcript is spliced from 10 exons. NCBI's taxonomy places the organism in Eukaryota, Viridiplantae, Streptophyta, Magnoliopsida, Magnoliales, Magnoliaceae. The coding region runs from base 184 to 5340 and encodes 1718 amino acids. Gene Ontology annotation, molecular function: pyridoxal phosphate binding; protein binding; catalytic activity. Gene Ontology annotation, biological process: biosynthetic process.